Nicotiana tabacum (common tobacco) is the source of this 1685-nucleotide messenger RNA. The record is from RefSeq and is a predicted model, not a curated record. NCBI's taxonomy places the organism in Eukaryota, Viridiplantae, Streptophyta, Magnoliopsida, Solanales, Solanaceae.
AUGGAUAAUACAACAGCAUCAGCUCAAGGACCAACAUCACCAGCUGAGGCAGGGCAUGCUCGAUUAAAGCAGGAGAUGUCUAAGCUCACGAUUUCUGAUGAUCCCAGUUCACAGAGACAAAGGUCCCAUUCUAUCUCCCCACAACAGCCGCCUCGUUGUAGGGCUGGUGGUGGUUUUGAUGAUGGUUCUGUCGCUGUUUGGAAGAGAGGGCCAACGUAUUUCUGCCAUUUGUCACCAUUGGGAAGAGAGAGUAGUAGUAAAGGCGAGGGUAACAGCAGUAAUGGCGGUGGCCAUGCUGCAGUGAAGUUUACUGAUAGACACUAUUUGAAUAUAUUACAGUCAAUGGGACAAGCAUUGCAUAUAUUUGAUGUCAACUAUCGUAUAAAUUACUGGAGUCCAUUGUUGCACAGGAAUCGAUCUGCUGAACGGCUAUAUGGUUAUUCUGCUGAAGAAGCUCUUGGACAAGAUACCAUUGAGCUCUUAGCUGAUGCUCAGGAUUAUGGUGAUGCUGCUAACAUUAUAGACCUAGCGGUAAAAAGGGGUGAGAGUUGGACUGGACAGUUUCCAGUUAAGAAUAAGCAAGGAGAUAGAUUCGUAAUCAUUGUUACGACUAGCCCUUUUUAUGAUGAUGAUGGUACUUUUGUCGGUGUUAUUUCUGUAUCGAGUAAUGCUAGGGAUUUCCAAGAAACAGGGUUUGCAUCGAUGGAAGUGAAGCAGUUGGAAUCUGAUGCAAGAUUUAGAGCCAGAACCCUUGCUUCUUCCAAACUUGGACCUGAUCCCCAGCAGCCCCUGCAAGUUACCAUUGCCUCCAAAAUUUCUAAUUUGGCCUCAAAGGUGAGCAACAAGGUUAAGUCAAAAAUAAGGACAGGAGAGAGCAGCGUGCAUCAUGAAGGUGAAAGUGGAGAUAGUCAUUACUUGAGCCGUGCAUUUUCUGGGGCUGCUCUCUCAGAUCACUGGGAGGAUGCAAAUUCCAUUGGAGCGCGUACGCGUUUGGAAGAUGUUCACACUUCUCCCUUUGGAUUAUUCUCUAUUCUUGCAAAAGAGGAACAUUCUCCGGGGAAACUCUCAAGCUAUUCUGGGGAUGAGAGUGGGGGAAAACAAGGGAUUUGUAAGGCUAUCACCUUUAAGGCAGAGGCAUGGAUGGCGAAGAAGAGCUUACCAUGGCCAUGGAAAGGCAACAAUCGAGAUGUGUCAGAGACAGAGAGUACGAGACUUGUACGGGCUUGGCUAAACAAUAACCAUGAAAAUGAGUUUAAUUACAUUAACAGUUAUAAUGCAUUAGAACCAGACAAUCAGUUUAUUGAUACUAACUGGACAACCACCAAUGAAGCUUCGGGAUCCUGGUCUACUUCAUUUGAUGUCAACAGCACAAGCAGUACUAGUAGCUGCGGAAGCACCAGCAGUAGUGAUGUUAAUAAGGUGGACAUGGAUACUGACUGCCCGGAUUACGAAAUCUUGUGGGAGGACUUAACAAUUGGAGAACAUAUUGGAGAAGGUAAUCAAAGGAAAUGUUGAAGAUGUAGAGUUACUUGACAAAGCUUAUAUUUUGAUCUCUGAGCCAAUGGUGAACCACAGUGUCGCCCGUCUUUCCAAGAAUUGGUGGAGAAACUUAACGAUCUGCAGAGGGGGUAUGUUAUUCAAGCCCAGACAGCAAGUAGCAAUGCAGGACGUAGCAGCCAUAAGGA